This is a messenger RNA of Paralichthys olivaceus (Japanese flounder), 2319 nucleotides long. The record is from RefSeq and is a predicted model, not a curated record. NCBI's taxonomy places the organism in Eukaryota, Metazoa, Chordata, Actinopteri, Pleuronectiformes, Paralichthyidae.
CGUUUGUUUUUGUGUAUAUCUGCAUGUGUGUGUGUGUGUUUGUGCAAAACAGAGGGUAAUUCACGGUGCCAGACUCCCACCAAGCUGCGUCCAGGGGAUGAUGACGGCGAGCAGCAGCCAUGCUGUGUGGUCCAGUGGAGCGGGGCGGAGGAGUCGCUGUUCAGGGUCCUUCACGGCACAUAUUUCAACAACUUCUGCUCCAUCGCGCGUCUCAUCGGUACCAAGAACUGCAAGGAGGUGUACGAGUUCGCAGUGAAGGAGGUCCUGAUCCAUCGGGUUCCUUUAGAGGAUGGAGGCAUCUCACCCCAAAAGAAGAAAAGGAAACACAGGUUAUGGGCGAAGAUUCAGCUGAAGAAAGAUAACUCAUCCAAUCAGGUGUACAACUACCAACCAUGUGACCACCCCGACCAUCCAUGCGACAGCUCCUGCCCGUGUGUGAUGACCCAGAAUUUCUGCGAGAAGUUCUGUCAGUGUGAGCACGAGUGCCAGAACCGCUUCCCAGGCUGCAGGUGUAAGACUCAGUGUAACACCAAACAGUGUCCCUGCUACCUGGCUGUGAGGGAAUGCGACCCAGAUCUGUGCAUGACCUGCGGAGCUGCAGACCACUGGGACAGCAAAGUGGUCUCCUGCAAAAACUGCAGCAUCCAGAGAGGCCUGAAAAAGCACUUGCUGCUGGCUCCGUCAGACAUCGCCGGGUGGGGCACCUUCAUCAAAGAGCCUGUUCAGAAGAAUGAAUUCAUCUCAGAGUACUGCGGAGAGCUGAUCUCCCAGGACGAGGCAGACCGACGUGGCAGGAUCUACGACAAAUACAUGUCCAGCUUCCUUUUCAACUUAAACAAUGUAGACUUUGUUGUGGAUGCCACACGAAAGGGGAACAAAAUCCGCUUUGCAAAUCAUUCAGUUAAUCCCAACUGCUACGCAAAAGUGGUAAUGGUGAACGGAGACCAUCGCAUCGGGAUCUUUGCCAAACGAGCUAUCCUGCAAGGAGAGGAGCUUUUCUUUGACUACAGAUACAGCCAAGCCGAUGCCCUCAAGUAUGUGGGGAUAGAGAGGGAGGUGGACAUGACUUAGCUGCACCUGCUGCGUACAACCUCAACCUGUCCCCCUGUAGCUCCUCAGCCACCUAAUAACGCUUCUGUCCCUUUCUGCAGUGUCACGUCUGGCUGACGACUUUCUCCGAACACUCACUGUCUCACUCCUCUCUGCUGCACUUCCAAAAAUAGACAGUCCCUCGCUGAUGGUUUGCAGGUGCCGCUGCUCUGCAGACACCGCACCGCUGCCAUCAGGGACAGCUGUCGGCUCGCCCUCCUCCUCAUCUGUCCACACCAACCCGCAGGACUGUAUACGCCAAGCUUAUGAAACGAAACCAUUUAAAGUGGAAAUACUAUUAAACCACAUUGCACAUUUUCUUUUGUUACAUCUUGUCAAAGCAAAGAGGCAACAAUUACCCAUCAUGCAGCGUGUUAAUCUCUCUCAGCAGUUUUGUUACUGUACUUAUAGACGGGCUUUUGUUUGACUUCUCAACACGUAACGUAAGCUUUUACUUCGUACCCGAUGAUGAUCGGUGAAAUGCAUGUGCUGUCUCUUGGAUAAUCAAACCAUUAAACGUGUUAGCCACAGCCUUAGCUUCAGUCAGACACUCGGUAUCGUAGUGUGAUGUUACCCUCUUCAGAGGAACUUGACCGGGUGUGUUCCUCUGUGAACCCCGUCAGUGGCAGGCCUCUCCGCCACAUCUCUAUGGUAAAAUAAGUUAUUGUGCAUUUAUAUCAUUGUUCAGCAAAAAAAAAAAAUAGGCAACCAGACGAGAAACCGACUGACUGAAUGUAACCUGUGGACGAAGAGAUCUCAUCCCCUCUUUUCAUUUUUUACACGUCAACCCAUUCCAGAUUGGUACUCUGAGCGACGUACGCACACAUCAAACAUUUCGAAUCAUGUUUACAUGAUCUUGAAGCCGUCACACUUUGUGAGGCAAGUUAUUGACAAAUGAACGAGUCACAGAGUAAAUGUCUUCCUUUAAAAAUCGUAAAUAAGUGCCAAAUGUUUCUACGCAGAGAAAAGACUGAAACAGUGUGGAAGAGUAACUUCUGCAAGGUUUUAACAAUGGGAAAAACAAAAAGUUUGACCAAAUAUUUAAGUCCCCCACAUGUGAAUGUAAAAUAUCAUUUAUCAUCUUGUCUUUACUUUUUUUUAUACGUCCAGAUUUUUAUCCGCUCUGUUUUUCAUUUUUAAAACAUUAAUUCCCACUUUGAAAUGAGAUCUUACUCAACAGAGAUGAACAAAAUGGAGUUUACUGAUAUGUACAGUGUAUGCCUAUAAAAA